Molecule: messenger RNA, 345 nt
Organism: Leptonychotes weddellii (Weddell seal)
Lineage: Eukaryota; Metazoa; Chordata; Mammalia; Carnivora; Phocidae
Source: RefSeq, a predicted model, not a curated record
AUGGCCUCCUUCUCGGAGCUCGCCUCCAUCUACUUGGCCCUCAUCCUGCACAGCGAUGAGAUGACAGUCUCAGAGGAUAAGAUCUAUGCCCUCAUUAAAGCAGCAGGUAGAAGUGUUGAACCCUUGUGGCUGGGCUUGUCUACAGAGGCCCUGGCCAGUGUCAACAUCGGGAGCCUCAUCUGCGAGGUAGGGGCUGGGGGCCCUGUUCCAGCAGCUGCUGCUACACCAGCAGGAGGUCCCACUCCCCCCACCAUGGCUGCCCCAGCUGAGGAGAAGGAGCUGGAAGCAAAGGAAGAAGAAUCUGAAGAGUCUGAUGAUGACAUGGGCUUUGGUCUUUUUGACUAA